AUGGCACAUCUUAUCAGGCAAGUUUAUUAUGUCCCUUAUCCUUCAAUUCAGCGAGGUAAGCAAGAUUGGUGUGUUGCAAUCAAGUCAAACCCCAUAGGCCAUAUUGAAACUGAUGAAAUUAUAGAAGACCUUGCUUAUCAAGUCAAUGAAAUGUCACAAAAUAGUAAUGUGAUUGAAGUUGAACAACUUAUAAGUUUGUGUGAUAACGAGGUUGAGGGCCAGCAAGUUGAUGCGUCUAUAUUCUUGUCAGCGAAUAAUAUGGAUGGAGAUGAUGAAGAGUUGGAAUCCGAGGAUAGUAUUGAAUCAAAUGAAGAUAAUGAAUAUUUUGAGGAUACACAAUUUGAAUAG
Messenger RNA from Lathyrus sativus (Indian pea), 348 nucleotides. NCBI's taxonomy places the organism in Eukaryota, Viridiplantae, Streptophyta, Magnoliopsida, Fabales, Fabaceae. The record is from the annotation of a GenBank genome assembly.